Cebus imitator (Panamanian white-faced capuchin) is the source of this 589-nucleotide messenger RNA. Its product is annotated as leydig cell tumor 10 kDa protein homolog. The record is from RefSeq and is a predicted model, not a curated record. Bases 29 to 337 code for a protein of 102 amino acids. Lineage: Eukaryota; Metazoa; Chordata; Mammalia; Primates; Cebidae. The transcript has a single exon.
CCCCGCCUCUUCUGCUGCAUGCCAGAACAUGGUGAAGGGACAGCGCAAAUUCCAGGUGCACAAGCCAGCAAAGAGCAAGACUGCAGCGGCGGCCUCUGAGAAGAAUCGGGGCCAAGGAAAGGCGGUCGUGUUAUUGAUCCCAAGAAGGCAUGCUGCAUGCGUCGUGCAGCAGCAGAAGCUCAAUAAGAACCUAGAAGUUGGGAUCCGGAAGAAGAUCGAACAUGACGUGAUGAUGAAAGCCAGCAGCAGCCUGCCCAAGAAGCUACCACUGCUGAAGGCCCUGGCCAAGAAGAACAGGGCAGCUGCCACCACCCCCUCCAACAAGGCACCUUCCUGAGGACACUGGCCCAGCACACGCCAACACUCUAGCCUCCACCUCCACGACAGAACAUUGCAGUGAUCCCACAAGCUGCAGUCUCAGGAAGAGGACCCUGUCCCCCAGCUCUGGGCCUCACCUAGAACUUCAGUGGGGGCCUGACCCAUGGGCAGGUGAUCAGCAGAUCUUAGCAUACUGAGAACUGUCCCCAUGCCCCUUCCCAGGUCCUGCCUCCACAGGUUUAACCCAGAGUAAUAAACCUGGCUUUGUCAU